UGACGUCGCGUGUGAGAGUGCAAAGGUGGAAGGUUGAACUCUCAGGUUUGGAUGUUCUAGCGGGACAGAACACGAACAAGCGAGUUUCUUUCACUUUAACGUUAGUCCACUCAGAACUACGAAUAUACUCUAAUCUGAAGAGAACAAAAUCAUUAUUAACACUGUACAGCUGUGGAGCUAUACGAUACAUUAGCUAUCAGACUGCAGUCGUUUUUUAUUCGGUAUAGUUACCGCUGCUGUGUGGCGUGUACCAAUACAUUCCAACCAGACAGUAAGCUAAUUGGCUAACUUAGUUCGCUAACUUGGCUAAUAGUUUUGGCGGACUGUUUUGAUGUAUCCUUUCAAAAGGACCUUAAUAUUUCAUUGACUUUGCAGCGUUCGGAAACACUCCCCUAUUUCUUCAAACACAAAUUUAGGUUUAGUUUUGUACAAUUAAACAAGUUAACAGAAAGCUAGCCCCACGUUAAUUUAGCUAAACUGGUUAGCUCCCGUUGAGUAUGGCCGAGAGACCGGAGGACCUGAACCUUCCCAACGCCGUUAUCACCCGCAUCAUCAAAGAGGCUUUGCCAGACGGGGUAAACGUGUCCAAAGAGGCGAGAAGGGCAAUAUCACAGGCUGCCAGUGUAUUUGUCCUCUACGCAACAUCAUGUGCGAAUAGUUUUGCCAUGAAGGCCAAAAGGAAGACGCUCAAUGCUGGGGACGUGAUGGCAGCUAUGGAAGAGAUGGAAUUUGAGCGUUUCUUACCACCCCUGCGGGAGGCUCUUGAAGCCUAUAAGAAAGGACAGAAAGGCAAAAAAGAGGCAUCAGAACAGAAAAGGAAGGACAAAGAGAAGAAAAAUGGUACAGAGGAGAAUGACAAGAGCAGAGAGGAAGAGGAGGACGAAGAGGAGCACAUGGAAGAUGAUGACGGAGAGAAUGAAGGCGAGGAGGAUGAUGUAGAAAACUGAGGGGAACAGCAGAAGUUCAGCAACGUUUCUAUCCGGCCUUGUUCUUAAGGAACUCUAUUUUUGAUGGUAGUGUCCACUUUAUGGAGAAAACAGGAGGAGGAGGAAACAAGCAGCCAGCACAUGGUCUUUAUAAUAAAAUAAGGUCAUUUCAUACAAAUCUCAGAGAAUUUAAAAAGUAACAAGGACUUGAAUGCUAGCAACAGUUUGCUUUAACAUGGCCCUGAUCGAGUGUGUUGAUAGUGAUCCUGUUUAUACCUUCUUUGACUGUUUCUGUUAAGUAGAGUCUGUGUUGCAGGGCUGCAGGUUCUCUGAUCUGCAACUAUAUUUUAUAUAUUCACUGUAUGAUAGCUGUAGUGUCUAUGUAUUUUCCAGUAAGAGUGGAAAAUAGGGAAUAGCUUGGUAACGCUUGCUAACAUGACUAAGAAGUGACUAAGGCAAUGGGUACCAAUUAGCAUCAUGUCAUUGACAAUGUUAAUUAGUAGCCAUAACCUUUUUUUGAAUAUCAACAGCUUCAGUCUUUGUUGUCUUGCAACAUAGACUCAUAAAUGCAGCUACAAGGACAGCCUAAGGUUGAGACUCUAGAUGUCUUUGGUUAAGAUGGAUCUCCCCCCCCCCCUUUUGGUAUGGUGAUGUUCUUGGUUCAUUGCUCUGAAGCUCUACUAUUCAGAAAAAGAAAAUAUCAUCCACUUAUGGUGCUUCGUGUUCUUACAGAAAAAAUGAACAGAAUCACAAGAUUGAAAAUCUGGCAGUACCUCCUGGAACAAAAAUGCAUCCAACAAUUCAGGGAAUGCAGAAAAUGCACAUUAUUGCAACCAAGGCAGGGCUGUUUUGAUACUUUUCCCUUUGUAAAAUUUUUCAUCUGAAGUAGGUAGGGGCACAUUGGUGGAAUUGAUGUCGGUUUAGGGUCUAUCCAGCCCUGACAUGCUUUUGUAUGUUGAAAUAAAUUUGUACUUUUGUAGA
Messenger RNA from Colossoma macropomum (tambaqui), 1907 nucleotides. RefSeq names its product polymerase (DNA directed), epsilon 3 (p17 subunit) (gene pole3). Gene Ontology annotation, molecular function: protein heterodimerization activity; chromatin DNA binding. The transcript has 4 exons. Lineage: Eukaryota; Metazoa; Chordata; Actinopteri; Characiformes; Serrasalmidae. The record is from RefSeq and is a predicted model, not a curated record. Gene Ontology annotation, biological process: leading strand elongation; DNA damage response; heterochromatin formation. Gene Ontology annotation, cellular component: epsilon DNA polymerase complex; CHRAC. Bases 498 to 947 code for a protein of 149 amino acids.